Pollicipes pollicipes is the source of this 2565-nucleotide messenger RNA. RefSeq names its product chaoptin-like. Lineage: Eukaryota; Metazoa; Arthropoda; Thecostraca; Pollicipedomorpha; Pollicipedidae. The record is from RefSeq and is a predicted model, not a curated record. Gene Ontology annotation, molecular function: protein binding.
AUGAUCGUCAUCAUGUGGCAGCAUAGCCUCGCUGGAGUCGCCUCAGUCUGGCUGGGAACCAGCUGGAGACGAUACCAGGCCGCGGCUCUGCGCGGCUGCUCCCAGCUGCUGCUUCUUGACAUCGCCCACAACCGGAUCCGCAACAUCAGCGACCAGGACUUUCUGGGCUGGGCCGGCCACCUCGAGCAGCUGCUGCUGCGCAACAACCUGCUGACUGAGCUGCCGGACCGGCUGUUCCACGGCGCGCCGGCCGUUCGCGAGCUCAGCCUGUCCUUCAACAGCAUCAGAUGGUUCUCACCGGAAUCGCUGGUCGACCUCGCCAGCUCGCUGAUGAGCCUGGAGAUGAGCUUCGCCGUCAGGGGCGCCGUCUUCCCGCGGGAGCUGGUGCGGCCGCUGACGGCGCUGCGCUGGCUCGCCGCCGACAACAACGGCUUCGCAGAAAUCGCCGACACGGCGCUGUACGGGCUGACCGAGCUCGAAUACGUCAACCUGGAGGCGAAUCGGCUGGGGCGGCUGCCCACCGCGCUGUUCCACCGUAACGUGCACAAACAGCUGCAGGACUUGCGGCUGUCGCACAACCGGCUGGCGAGGCUAGAGCGACAGACUUUCAGCGGGCUGGAGAGCCUGCAGACGGUGGUGCUGACUGGCAACCAAAUCACUGCCGUGGAGAACCUCGCGUUCAACGGGCUGCCCAAGCUGAUCGUGGUGAUGCUCGCGUCCAACCGACUCUCAGAGCUCGGCUGCGCACGCGUUCCGCGGCCUGCCCAGCCUCGUCCAGUUGGACCUGCAGGACAACAAGCUGCGCGACUUCUCGCUCAAGUGCUUCUUCAACGUCACGAAACGCUGGACCUCAGCUACAACAGUCUGCCAGAGGUGCCGACCAACUUUCUGCAGGGGAUCCGGCCGUCCCUGCGGCACCUCGACCUCAGCUUCAACCGGAUCGAGCGCCUAGACGACAACGCGUUCGGCGAGCUGAACAACCUGCAGGUGCUGAAGCUGCGCGGCAACCGCAUCAGCUUGCUACGGCCCAAGGCGUUCGACUCGAUCCCAUACCUGCAGAUCCUGGACCUGAGCGACAACCGGGCGGACCGACUGCCGGGCGGCCUCUUCCACAACCAGUGGACGCUGCGGCACCUGACGCUGGCGCACAACCGUCUGUCGGUGCUGCCGCAGGAGCUGCUGCACCGCGCGCCGCUCGAGUCGCUCGACCUCAGCCACAACGCACUGCGCACACUGCCGGCGGCGGCGCUGGCGGCGGCCGGGCCCACGCUGGCGCGGCUUGAUCUCACCGCCAACCGGCUGGAGCAGCUCGAUGGCAUCAUGUUCGCCCGCCUGCCGCGCCUCAGCCGGCUCAGCCUGGCGCACAACCGGCUGGCCGUGCUGCCCGACACGGUGUUCCUCAGCCUGCCGCGCCUGCUCAGCCUGGACCUCAGCUUCAACCCCCUGCGCACCAACUACAAGGAGUUGUUCCACUACGUGCAGCCGCUGCAGGAGCUGCAGCUAGCAGCUGUCGGUCUGGAUCAAGCUCCCGACCUGCCGCUGCCCAACCUCGUCCAGCUGAACGUCUCGGGUAAACGGCAUGACGCGCAUCCCGUUCGGCACCUUCGCCACGCUGAAGAACCUGCGCGUGCUGGACCUCAGCCGGAACGCGUUCACAACGGUUCCAAGCAAGACAUGGAUGCACACACCACUGCUUCGCACAUUGGAUAUCUCAGAAAAUCCGGUCCAGAUCCUCAAUGGCGAGUCGUUCGGAGGCCGGACCACCUGCGAGAGUUGGACCUGAGCAGAAUGUACCAGCUGGUGCGGUUUGACACGGACACGCUGCUGCGCAUGCGCGAACUGGAUGUGCUGCAUAUCACCACCUGCCCGCAGAUCGAGAAAUACAGGUUCCGACUGGGCGGCGUGCUGAACAGCCUGCAGUCCAUCCGGCGACUCCACGUGGAGGUGCGGGAGCCGAAGCUGGAGGAUCAGCUGUGGGGAGGCUUUGGGCCGAGGCUGAAGGAACUGCGCCUCACUGGCCGCAACCUGCGCCAGAUCGAGCCCGAGGCGUUCCAGGGUUUCCGGGGCCGCCACGAGCUGGUGCUGCAGGUGAGGGACACGUCCAUCUCCGAGCUGCCCGACGACCUGUUGCGCGACCUGCGUCACGUGACCACACUGACGCUUGACUUACGCCGCAACCGGCUCAUCAACAUGGGUCCGAGCACGCUCUACCCGAACGGCUCCGAGUGGGAGAAGGUCGGCACGAAGGCCGUCAAAGGUGGCAUUCUGCUCGGCGAGAACCGCUGGGUGUGCGACUGCGCGCUGACCUGGCUGGGCCAGUGGCAGCGCCGCUGGGUGCGCGAGAGCCUGCGCAUCCACACAGCCGUACCCCGCAGCGCUCAGCACGUGCACCACGUGGUGCGGCAGGCCACCUGCACCGACCUCAGGACGGGCUCGGAGACGCCGAUCAUGGAGCUGCGCGCAGAGGACCUACGCUGUCGGAUCGGCGCCGUCGGCCGAGGUGGACCUCUGGCGUGCUCGGCAGAGGCCUGCUCCGGCUCAGAUGUCACCUCCAGCACACUGUGA